Bactrocera dorsalis (oriental fruit fly) is the source of this 1758-nucleotide messenger RNA. It is a transcript of the gene sordd1, whose product is annotated as E3 ubiquitin-protein ligase RNF185. Gene Ontology annotation, molecular function: metal ion binding; ubiquitin-like protein conjugating enzyme binding; ubiquitin protein ligase activity. The record is from RefSeq and is a predicted model, not a curated record. Gene Ontology annotation, cellular component: endoplasmic reticulum. Gene Ontology annotation, biological process: ubiquitin-dependent protein catabolic process. The transcript is spliced from 4 exons. Bases 307 to 1146 code for a protein of 279 amino acids. Lineage: Eukaryota; Metazoa; Arthropoda; Insecta; Diptera; Tephritidae.
GCGUCUGUAUAUGGGUUAGGGGCAUGUGAUACGGAAGAACGUAGUGUACAAGCUAACAUGUUAAUUAUACGAUGUGAAUUACACGUCAGUGUAUUCAAUCAGCAAUUUAGUAUAUUCUUAACUGCACAGAAGAUAAGCUUAUAACUUAAGAGAAAACAGGAAUUCAAGAGUCGUGACAAGCCAGUUUUAUAUUUCGCUAAAUUGAAGUAGAAGCAAACAUAAAGUACAAACAAUACAAAAACAAACACAAAAAAACUAGAACUAAAGCUCAUUUGGCAAAUUUUGAAGCAAAAGCAAACGAACGAUAUGUCAACACAAACAACACACGCCCCAACGGCGCCGGAAUUGCCCACAACAUCACAUGGUGAAGCGUCAGCACCGCCCACUGAAUCAAUGGACGAUUGGACUUAUUUCGACAAUACAACAAACGAUGGCACAGAGCAAACUGCAACCACUGCUGCACAGCAAACCGCCACAACAACUACAACUGAAACUGUGAACUCUACCGCUGAUAAUGCCGCAUCGAAAACUACAACUUCCACAACGUAUUCGUUUCCCGGUAGCGCCCUUGGCAGCGAUUCCACAGCGAACAUAAACAGCAUUAAAACAGAAAGCAGCAGCACUAGUGGUGAUUCUAAAAACAAAAACAACGAAGAGGAGAAAGUCGAUGAUUCCAUGUAUGAAUGUAAUAUUUGUCUCGAUACCGCAAAGGACGCAGUCGUCAGUCUGUGCGGCCACUUAUUUUGCUGGCCAUGCCUGCACCAAUGGUUGGAGACACGUCCAAAUUGCAAAUUAUGCCCAGUUUGUAAAGCAGCAAUUGGCAAGGAUAAAGUAAUACCGCUAUACGGACGCAACAGCACCAAGCAAGAGGAUCCCAGAAAUAAGGUGCCACCGCGUCCCGCUGGUCAGCGUACUGAGCCAGAGCCACAACAAGGUUUCCAGGGUUUCGGUUUUGGUGAUGGUUUCCACAUGUCUUUCGGUAUUGGUGCUUUUCCAUUCGGUUAUUUCGCUUCGUCUUUCAACUUUGGUGAACCUCGUGCAGCUGCUGCCAACCGUGGCACCGUGCAAUACGAAGAUGAACAGCAAUUAUCUAAAUUAUUCCUGUAUUUGGCUAUCUUGUGCAUUGCUUGGUUAUUAUUCGCAUAGCAAUACUAAAUCGAUUAUACUUACAUACCUAAAUAUAUAUAUUUAUGCAAAGAGCCCACUUUUUAAUUUGUUGCUCCGUGCUUGCGAUUAUUAAUAAGAAAUUCAAUUAUGUACAUGUGUGCAAUUUAUUAACGAAACAUACAUACAUACGAAAUUGCAAAUACUUUUAACACUGUGAAAUUACAUUGUCAAACGAAAGAGGAAGUAAUCUUAAAGCGUAAAAUUAUAAAAAAGUGAUACCUUCAAAAUAAAUGUAUGUAAUGAAUUAAAAGAAAAUAACAGUAAACUAAUUAAAAUCAUUUUCAUCAUAAAUGUAUGUACAUGCAUAUCUACUUGCAUUUCAUAAUAUAUAUUUCAUACUAUGAGUUUUUGUGAUGAAAUAGCAUUGAAGUCAGUUUUACUUGCUCGAAGAAAAUUUCUGUAUUUUAAAAUUUUAUGAUCUUUCGCUCUUUUAUUUUUUAAGUAAUCUUUACAUUACAACAAAUUGUACCUAAAUUUCUAUUAAUGGAUUUGUGAUUAAGCGUUAAGUUUGGAGGUGAGACACUAUUUUUUUCUUUUCGCGGUUGGUUGUUUAUUUCAGAAAUAAAAUGCUAUAACCUUAUUAGAAUUACA